UACAUGUACUAUUGCAUAGUUAAUAUCUCAAUAGUUAAACGUUAUCUAACCAAUUAUGAGAUACUAAAUUGUAGUAGUUGUAUUGUCUUUAAAUAAUACGUCAGUGACAAAGUGUUUUGGAAAUAUGAAGCAACUUGCAUUGUUAGUUUCCAUCGUAUCAGUUUGUUCCGCAAGUAUUCUCAAAGAUCCUAAAGAACGUUAUCGCGAGGGCGAUCGUUACUUUCUCUUUCCUGGCGAUGGAGAUGGUCAGCUCCAUCUCGUGGAUACUAAAGCGCCAAUAGAGAAUCGCUUUAUAAAAUCAUCCCGAAACUCGAGUUAUAACAACUACUGGCUUUUUACCAGAUCCCAUCCCAUAAAAGCGCAGAUUCUCGCUUACAAUGACGUCAACAGUAUACAAAACUCUGAUUUUAAUAUAACAAAAACAACAGUGUUUCUAGUUCACGGCUGGCUGGGAAGUGGAAACAAUGAAAUGAAUAAAAAACUAACAGAAGCGUUUUUAGAAAAUGACGAUGUCAAUGUAAUAGUUGUCGAUUGGAGCGAACUGGCCGGUCACAAUUACGUAACAGCGAAGAAUGGCGUUGCCGCUAUCGGAGAAGGUCUCGGCAAGUUCAUCAAUUGGCUCGUAUCAUUAGGAGCCUCAUAUGAUAGGAUGCAUGUUGUCGGAUUUAGUCUGGGAGCACACAUUGUGGGUAACGCUGGACGUUAUACAGAAUCUCAAGUGAAAAGGAUAACAGCUUUAGACCCCGCCGGUCCACUCUGGAAGGGCGAUGCAAAACGUCUGAAAAAAACCGACGCGCGAUAUGUCGAAGUCAUUCACACAAACACCUUAAUGUUUGGAUAUAUGGACCCGUUGGGUGAUGCUGAUUUCUAUCCAAAUGGGGGUUCUUUUAUGCCAGGCUGCUUAAUCAGCGUUUGUUCCCAUAGCAAAGGAUACGAAUAUAUGGCAAUUUCAGUGAAACACAACAAUCUUAAUGCUAAUGAAUGCAAUAGUUUAAACGACGUAAGAGGCAAUCGCUGCAACGGAGAUCCUUACCCCAUGGGCAAUAGCGAUUUAAAUAAGUCACGGUCUGGAAUUUUUCGGGUCAACACCAAAUAAGUAUAAGGUUAUUUGUAAAUUAUUGUUAAAAUAUUGUAAAUAUUUGCUACUAAAAUAAAUGUCUUUAUAAUUA
Molecule: messenger RNA, 1169 nt
Organism: Vanessa atalanta (red admiral)
Lineage: Eukaryota; Metazoa; Arthropoda; Insecta; Lepidoptera; Nymphalidae
Product: lipase member H-like
Exons: 6
Coding region: 125-1096 (323 amino acids)
Biological process (GO): lipid metabolic process
Molecular function (GO): lipase activity
Source: RefSeq, a predicted model, not a curated record